Messenger RNA from Durio zibethinus, 2182 nucleotides. RefSeq lists its product as uncharacterized. NCBI's taxonomy places the organism in Eukaryota, Viridiplantae, Streptophyta, Magnoliopsida, Malvales, Malvaceae. The record is from RefSeq and is a predicted model, not a curated record.
AUGGAGAUGCAAAAUGAGAGGGAGAGGAAAGUGCAGCAGCUUAAAGAUAUUUACCAUGAGCAUCAACCCUUGGUGUUCAAUGGAGAUCAACAGUGGGAUCAAAGUAAAGAAACUCUUUGCUCAGCGUGUGAUCGUCUAUUGUCUGGCGAAACCUAUAGCUGCAAAGAUUGCGAGGAUUAUCAUAUCCAUAAAAAAUGUGGUGAGGCUCCAUUGGAACUUCAUCAUCACCCUUUUCACAGCCAGCACGCUUCUCAUGUUCUCCAAUCAUCAUCUGGUUCGUGGUAUAUUUGUCGGUUGUGCCGGAAAGACGGUAAGGGAAUUAGUUAUGAGUGCGACUCUUGCUUUUUUUCCCUUGAUAUCAACUGUGCUUUACUUCCACUAGUUGAAAAUUCUCAAAUAUUAAAACAUGAUGCCCACCCACAUCCAUUGUUCUUCAUUCAGAAUCAUACAGAUGAAUUAAAAACAUAUGAUUGCGAAGGUUGCAACACGUCCUUGGUCGAUUCUAUAUAUGUUUGUGCUGAUUGUCGAUUUUUUCUUCAUAAGAAAUGUGCUGAAUUACCCACUGAAAUUAAUCUCCCUUGUCACCGCGAUCACGCACACCCUCUUAUUCUUGAUUUUGAUUGCAAAUACUGUUUUUGCAAGUUUUGCCAAGCUGAACAUUGGGGAUAUUUUUAUCGCUGCUCUCAUUGCAAUAUUGACAUUCACAUGAAUUGUGCUUGGCCGGACCCUGUUAUUGAAGAUAAAAUUCAUCAUGAGCACCCAUUCAACUUGUUUUGGAGACAAGACCCAUUUAUUUGUAAUGCAUGUGGUAUUGAGGGGAAUUAUGCCUCCUAUAUAUGUUUUAUAUGCCACCUUCAAGUCCAUCCAAAGUGCACUUCACUUCCACGCAUCAUCAAAAUCACACGCCAUAAUCAUCCUAUUUUUCACAACUAUUUUGUUCAAACAAAAGAGUUUGAAAAGCAGGAUUGUCAAAUUUGUUUUGAGGAAGUGAAAACAAGGCACGGUAGUUAUUACUGUUUGAAGCAUGAUUUCAAUUAUAUUGUCCAUGUGAAUUGUGCUACUGAAGAUGAUGAUUGGUACUACAUAAUUGAUCCUGAAAAUCAAGAUGAGGCAGGUGAAAAUUCAGAAGUUAUAGAGUCUUCCAUCACUCGUAUUGUGGAGGAGAAUGAAUGUGGAGUCGCGGUAAAGAUAAAACAUUUCAGCCACGAACACUGCUUAAUGUUAGGAGACAAGAUUAAUGGAGAUGAUGAUAAAUACUGCGACGGAUGUGUGCUAUCCAUCUCGGAUUUGUUUUACUAUUGUUCAGAAUGUGAUUUCCUUCUCCAUAAAACUUGUGCUGAAUUACCAAUGAAAAGAAGCCAUUUCUGGCAUCAACACCUCGAUACCCUUAAGUCAGAGGGUAUUUUCAAAUGUGAUGCUUGUUCUCACCAAUGUAGUGGUUUUGCCUACAACUGCGAUGAAUGUGAAUUCUCUGCUUGCCUCAAAUGUGCCAAUAUUUCUGAUACCGUCAUGUAUCCAGGCCACAAACACCUUCUCUUUCUUGAUCCCAAAUAUGAAGGAAAAUGCACUGCUUGUGGUGUUGAGUUUGAUUAUGCAUACAGAUGUACUAAGAAAUGCAAUUAUGCUUUGCAUUGGAAAUGCAUUAUACUUCCGCACGCAACGCCACAUAAGUUUGAUGAACAUUUCCUAAAACUUAGUUAUCGUGACGAAAAUGAUGAUCCGGAACAAUGUUUCUGUGAUAUUUGUGAAGAAAAAAGGGAUCCAAAUCUUUGGUUUUACCAUUGCUCAAUUUGUGAUGCUUCUGCCCAUCCUGAGUGUGUCCUCGGAGAAUAUCCGUCUAUCAAGAUUGGGAGCAAGUACACAUAUAAGGAUCACCCCCAUUCCCUCACUUUUGUCCGGAAGAUUUACGAAUGUCCUGAAUGUGAUGAAUGUGGUGAGCCUUGCCAAGAUCUGUCCCUUGAAUGUGCUCCAUGCAACUACAUAGUCCACUGGAAAUGUAUAUCACCAAUAGAUUGAAGACUACGCCGACGUGUUGCAGAGAAGCAUCCAUGGCAUAUGGCUGGAGAGAAGCAGAGGAUUUUGUUGCUGAUGUCUAAAAGAAAGAUUAUGUGCAAGUGUUUUGAGUAAUGUUACAAAUACAAGAACAAAUAGAUAGAGUGUGGCGAUUGCCUUGUUUGGAUUU